AUGAGGAGGACUCAACAAAACGGCGGGCGUAAGGCUCGACCAGGACCUGCUUCGUCCAGGAACCCCGGCAAGCCUGGAGUGAGCUUCAGCAAUGAGCCGCUGUUGCGCACAGGUAGCAACAGACUAUCACCCCACAAGACACAAAGUCCAGGCAAGAGCAGUUUCCGGAGCCGUCAGGAACGCUACAAACCCCGGCCUCAAGACGAUGAUGAGGCUAUGGACAUCGAUAUCUCGGAGCUUGGUUCAACUGACAGCGUGUCGAGUGCCAGUUCCGAAGCACCACCGGAUAUCGAUGAGCAGUUCGGGAACUCUGGACCCAGCGACAGGGGAAACCCACCUACAUUGACUACACGCUUCGACGAGGAUGUAGGCCGAGCACUCUUUCGUGCGCGCCUUGAACAGAGCUCUGAUGCCGGCUCAGACAACAAUGGCAAGGACGAAAUGUUGGUGCUCGGAAUUGAAGAGCUCAAAGGAAAGCUCGUGGAUUUUGCCAGUCGCGUGCCCUUGGUCUCCAAGACAGAGACGGGUUACACAGAUAAGCUUCUCAAGUCAUCCAAGGAGCAGCUCGUGCGCUACAUCGGGUCGAUCGCUAUGGGUGGACGAAAAGGGGAAGAAGGGUGGAAGGAGCUGCUGACCGAUGCCGAAGCUCGAAAAGCGAUUGUGAUGGGUGUCGUGGCUCGGGCCCUGAAAGAACAUGUCUUUGGUGACUAUUUGUUCGGAGCAGACGAUGAGCUGCGGGAGAAGCUGGAGAGCAUUGAUACGAGCGGCACUACGCAUGAUGGCUUCGUGCGCACUCAAGAGCGCGCGACAUUGGUGAACCAGAACCGCAUUGAUGCACAUCUGUUGGCGCAAGAUGUAUUCCGGGUCCGGCACCAGCUUGCGAAAAUGCUCAAGCCCUUCUGGGCUGGCAAGAACGCAUCUGACAGGUCUGUUCGUGGUAUGGGCGAGGAAGAUCUCAAGGCUCUUGACGAGAUUAUCAAGCACGCAGCAUCGAUCUCGCAUUUGAUCCGGCGAGCACCAGAUGUGGUGUACUAUUGGUCACCAGCCUUCAAGGAUGAAGAGUUUGAGCCGGCCAGCAUGGAGGCGCUCAAUCUUGCGACUAUGAUUCGAACAAGCCCGUACGACAAGGUGACGGACGAUAGAGGGUUUGAACGAGCGGUGCUCAGGAAGCAGGAGGAGAAUUCCGAGGCCAUCGUCCGCAUUGUGGUCUUCCCUGCCGUUGUCGCCUAUCGCCAGUACGGUGGGUCUCUUGCGGCAGCUGAGAUCAAGGUUGAGAAGGAGGGCAGCAGGCGGCUCCCACCCGACGUGCGGGACAGACACAACCAACCCAUCACUGUUCAACAAGGUUUCCGCUCAAAGCUCAUCAGCAAGAGCGUGGUGCACUUGUCGUGGGGCAAGCAGAUGCUGCUGACAAAGGAGGCCGGGACUGCAGCGCAUCUCGACGCUGUCCGCGAUGGGCAUAUGGGAAAGUACUCGAGGGAUAGCGCCAACCACGUGGAAUUGCACAAGCUGUACGAAGCAGUGCACGACGGCGCGCGGGUGCGUUGAGUCGCCAUGACAGGGAAGGCUUCACGGUGGCAGGCGAUUGGGCUGGGUGCGGCGUGGAGUGUCGGGGCGGUGGGCGGUCUGGUGCCGUGUGGUAGGAAGACGUUCUUCUCCUCGAUA
This is a messenger RNA of Cercospora beticola, 1665 nucleotides long. RefSeq lists its product as uncharacterized. Lineage: Eukaryota; Fungi; Ascomycota; Dothideomycetes; Mycosphaerellales; Mycosphaerellaceae. The record is from RefSeq and is a predicted model, not a curated record.